Cinara cedri is the source of this 1275-nucleotide messenger RNA. Lineage: Eukaryota; Metazoa; Arthropoda; Insecta; Hemiptera; Aphididae. The record is from the annotation of a GenBank genome assembly.
AAAUAUAAAAUACCGCGAUAACGAACGGCAACUAUAAAAUACUGCGGAAAAUUUAAUACGUGCGUAAAAUCUUUGACCUUUGCCGUAUAGGUACCGAAUUAGGUAGACAACGAGGGAAACGCGAUAAGACCAUUGCGAGUGACAACGAAGCAACGACGAAUGCACGCGCGAGUACCUGCACGGUAAAGCACGCGGACAGCAAGGCGAUUAAAAUAUAAUAAACUACGCCUGUUUUAACAAUGGCUGAAAUAAUGAUAGCACACAAAUACGUUUGCCAAAACUAAAAUAAUACACAUCUGACCCGAAGGACCAAAAAUGUCGACUAGAAUCAAAAAAUACGAAUAAUGAUUUAUUCAUCAUAUUCCGCCGGUCAUAUUAUUUAUCCCGUUUUAGCUGUGGAAACAAAAUAACUAAUGUCGUAAGGCAACAUUUAUGGAGAGGAAUUUGUGGACUAUAUGGAUGGAAAAUGGGGGAAAUUACCUGUAAAGAUGUUGGCAUCAAAAAAGUUGACGGUAUUGGCAACCUUUAGUAAUGGCAACACAACAUGGAUUGAGUAAUAAAUUGGUUUACAUAUAUUGAAGGUUUUGAAGCGUAAUGAACUUAAAACUAAGGUUAGUAAGGACCGCGGUCGGUCAACGGUGUGGCGGACAAUUGGCAUUAUAGAAAUAUAAAAUACAGAUUAAAAAAAAUAGGUCAUAAAACUCAUGACCUGACUUCCCUAGAUUAUAACGAAAUUAGCUAGCACGGAGUUGGUUGGAAACGGCAUUGGUUUGAACGGUUGAGAUGAAACGAUGACCCAGUAUGGCCAAAUGGCUGGAUAAUGGUAUAAAGGUACGGUGAAUUAGUCGCGGCCGCAAGUAACAUAAGCCAAUUGCGCCAGACAGCUGGCAUACACAAACGCGACGAAAAAGCAGCAUGGAGCAACAAAGUUAAAUGUAUUGACGGGACGAAGGUUAGGAUAGCCUGUUCCACGUUGACGCACAACACUAUCAACGAGGCCGACAACACAAAUAAAUCGAGCACGUGACAAGGUGGCCUUAAAUGGCGGUUGCAGGUUGUGGUCGUGUUAACGGAUGGCACGACAGACGUUGGCAUCGAGAAAAAAAAACGAACCGGUAUGUCGGUAGCGACAACGAAUGGCACAAGCACGAGAGCCCGAGACGACACACCGGCAACGCUCGGUCGUGGCUGAGAAUACGGUUGCCGACGGGGCGGCACAGUGCCGGCAGAAAGCUUUGUGGAGACGGCGGGUACGCGGGUACGAUUUUGGGCUGA